AUGUAUACACGAUCAUUUCUUAGGGCUAGACCAGCACUAAAAUCCUUCCACAGAUCCAAGCAACUUUUGCGUACUUACGCAACCUCUAGCGGUGGUGGAAGAUCCAAGACAAACCAUUUCAUUCCGUUGACACUUCUCGGUUUGACUGCUCUUGGAUUGACGUUUUAUAAUGCAGGGAAUAACGUCAAACCACCCACUGCAGCCAUCGACCCAACCACUUCGACGGUACAGGGAAGUGCUCUUUUCCCAAGUGAAAAAUUUAAAGAUCCUAUCAACGUCGUGUUUGUUUUGGGUGGUCCAGGCUCUGGAAAGGGUACACAAUGCGGCAAACUCGUGAAAGACUACAAGUUUGUCCACUUGAGUGCCGGUGAUCUCUUAAGGUUGGAGAAAAACACCCCAGGCAGUGAAUUUGGUGAGCUCAUUGAUCACUAUAUCAAGGAAGGUCUGAUUGUUCCCCAAGAAAUCACAAUCAACUUAUUGAAAAAUGCAAUUGUCAAGGAGUACAACAACGGAUCUAGAAAUUUCCUCAUUGAUGGAUUCCCAAGGAAGAUGGAUCAGGCGAUCAGUUUUGAGAAUACUGUUUCGGAAGGUAAGUUGGUUCUAUACUUUGAAUGCCCUGAAGAAAUCAUGCUGAAACGAUUACUGAAUAGAGGUAAAACAUCUGGUAGAUCUGACGACAAUCUGGAAUCCAUAAAGAAGAGAUUUACAACUUUUAUUGAAACCAGCAUGCCUGUCGUUGAAUAUUUUGAGGAUCAAAAUAAAGUCAUUAAAGUCAACUGCAAUGAACCAGUCGAUGAGGUCUAUAGCCAUGUAGUCAAAGAACUUAAAGAUAAGAAAAUUAUUUGA
This is a messenger RNA of Pichia kudriavzevii, 846 nucleotides long. RefSeq lists its product as uncharacterized. Lineage: Eukaryota; Fungi; Ascomycota; Pichiomycetes; Pichiales; Pichiaceae. Bases 1 to 846 code for a protein of 281 amino acids. Gene Ontology annotation, molecular function: ATP binding; UMP kinase activity. Gene Ontology annotation, biological process: 'de novo' pyrimidine nucleobase biosynthetic process; CDP biosynthetic process; UDP biosynthetic process. Gene Ontology annotation, cellular component: nucleus; cytoplasm. The transcript has a single exon. The record is from RefSeq and is a predicted model, not a curated record.